Peronospora matthiolae is the source of this 633-nucleotide messenger RNA. The record is from the annotation of a GenBank genome assembly. NCBI's taxonomy places the organism in Eukaryota, Oomycota, Peronosporomycetes, Peronosporales, Peronosporaceae.
AUGAAUAUGUUGGAUGAUGAAGAUGACCAAAGCUUUCACGCUACGCGUGACGGCUACUCCCAUUUGAGCGAUGUCGAAUGGGAUGCGGUUGAACGGAUGGGUUCAACCAUGGGCAUCCAUGCUGUUAGCGUCAUGCUAGAGGCUCUCAAUAGAGAUGCCCAACAUGCUACUAUCGCCAAGUUCAUUCAAAAUGAACUUGACGCAGAACGCGAGAAAGUAGCCUUGCUUCACCAACAAGGUUCUCAACAAGCAAAAUUGUUGAGAGAACAGGGUGCUCGACAGUUUGAACUGCUGAGACAGCAGCAUGCUGCUGCUGGUGGGUCGAUGCACUCGCGUCGACCCGAAACCUUGAAGAUUGACAUCUCCAAGGCGCGUCGCAUCGACGACGGGGAUAUGCACGUUGCAUUUGCCCAGUCAAAUCUGGCAGGACGUGCCAAGACUUGGGCACUGGGGCUCAAGUUGCACGACCCAUAUGCGUUUGGGUCGUUGGAAGUCUUCAAGUCGCGGCUCAGACAAACGUUUGAACCGCCUAGAGCUGAGUUCAGAGCUCAAACCGAACUCUUGAAGCUCAAGCAGGGUAAGCGUGAUGUGCACGCGACGCUCAACAUAUACGACAUCUUACGAGUUGUAUAA